AUGACCGAUGAGAGUGUCAGGCGCGAGCUUUUCGCUCUUGGCCGCCUCUUGAGCGGCAGUGGCGCCGCCAAGGAUCUAGCGCAGGCCCGCCGCCUCCAUUCUUUCAUCCGCCAUAGCCCCCAAUUCCGGCGCAGCCGCUACCUCGCCAAUCUUUUGCUCGACACCUAUGGCAAAUGCGGGGACUUGUGUCUCGCACGCGAGGUUUUCCUUUCGAUCGACAAGCCCAACUCCUACUCCUGGAACAUCCUCAUCAGCGCCUACGGCCGCAAUGGCCGACUCCGCGACGCGGGCGACGCAUUCGCAGCGAUGCGCGGCAGCAGGGAUUGCAACUCGUGGGCGACGAUGGUGGGCGCCUGCGCGCACGCCGGGCAACCCGACGAGGCGCGGCGAGUGUUCGCGCUCAUGCCCGAGUGGGAUGUGGUAUCCGGGAACACCAUGAUCGGGGUCUAUGGUAGCUGCGGCAGCGUAGAGGACGCCAAACGGACGUUUGAUUCCAUGCGCGCCACCAAUGCCUUGUCGGGCAAUGCGCUGCUCAAGGCGUAUGCCCGGAAUGGGCAUCCCGAGGACGCGAGGACAGUCUUCGAAACCAUGGUGGAGAGAGAUCUUGGAUCUUGGAACGCGGGUAUUUCUGCGUCUGGGGACGCCAGUGAGAUCGCUUCAGCUGUAGAGACCUUUGAUCGGAUGCCCGAAUGGAGCGUCACGUCCUGGAACGCGAUCCUUACAGCAUUUGCCCGAACACGGCAUCUGGAGAGCGUCAAGCGGAACUUCGAUCGCAUGCCUCAGCGAGAUGUUGUUUCGUGGACGGUGCUCACACAAGCGCUAGCGCAAGAGGAGGAUUUUCUCAAAGCGGUGGUUGCAUUGGACAAGAUGCCGCAGAGGGAUUUAAUCGCGUUUACCAUCCUCCUUACAGCAUAUGCCCAGACAGGGCAUAUUGACAAAGCGAGGGCGUUGUUUGAUACGCUCGAGUUCAAAGACUCGGCGCUAUUGACGACGAUGAUCCAGGCCCAUGCUCACAAUGGAAAUCUUCGUGGAGCUAGAGAGCUUCUUGAUAGAAUCGAAGACCCCGGCAUAGUGCCUGUGACAGUGAUGAUCCAGGCUUAUGCCCAGCUUGGGCAUUUGGAAGAAGCCUGGGAGCUAUUUGCAAACCUCACUGCGCGGAACGUCAUGAGCUACACGGUGAUGAUCGUCGGGUGUGGGCAGAAUCGCAAGGCCGGGGAGGCGAGGAAGAUCCUCGACAAAAUGCCGCAGUGGAGCACCAUCACCCUCAACGCGAUGCUCACGGCCUAUGCGCAAAAUGGCCGCCUUCGCGAAGCUAGCGAGAUCUUCUCGAGAAUCGCGAGUAAGAAUGUGGUGUCAUGGAGCACCAUGAUCCAGGCGCUGGCGGAGAUUGGGCAGAGCGAUCGCGCUCUGGAGCUGUAUUGGGCGAUGGAAUUGGAUGGCGUGAGGCCGAAUUCCAUCACCUUCGUUGGAAUUCUCACAGCUUGCAGCCAUGGCGGGCUUCUGGAAGAAGGGCGCCGCCAAUUCCAGUCACUGCGCGUGGAUCAGGGGCUGGAGCCAUCGCCGGAGCACUACCGAUGCGUGAUUGAUCUCUUGGGAAGAACAAAGCGGCUGGGCGAGGCCGAGGAGCUCAUCCACGCCAUGCCUUUUGACAAUCCCGACGGGCUGGCUUGGACGGCGCUACUGGCAGCGUCCAAGACCCACGGAGAUCUCUACCGGGCGGCUCGAGCAGCGCAGUUCCUCGCGGGAUCCAAUCCAGAGCAAGGAUCUUCCUACUUGCUCCUCUCGAAUACCUUGAUCGCCAAGAAUUUGGAGGAGCAUAGCUAUGUCAAUUGUGCUGGCUAA
Messenger RNA from Selaginella moellendorffii, 1842 nucleotides. Its product is annotated as pentatricopeptide repeat-containing protein At4g02750-like. The transcript has a single exon. Gene Ontology annotation, molecular function: protein binding. Bases 1 to 1842 code for a protein of 613 amino acids. NCBI's taxonomy places the organism in Eukaryota, Viridiplantae, Streptophyta, Lycopodiopsida, Selaginellales, Selaginellaceae. The record is from RefSeq and is a predicted model, not a curated record.